Molecule: messenger RNA, 754 nt
Organism: Hydra vulgaris (swiftwater hydra)
Lineage: Eukaryota; Metazoa; Cnidaria; Hydrozoa; Anthoathecata; Hydridae
Product: UDP-N-acetylglucosamine transferase subunit ALG14
Biological process (GO): dolichol-linked oligosaccharide biosynthetic process
Cellular component (GO): UDP-N-acetylglucosamine transferase complex
Molecular function (GO): N-acetylglucosaminyldiphosphodolichol N-acetylglucosaminyltransferase activity
Source: RefSeq, a predicted model, not a curated record
AGAACGCUAACCGUUAUUACUGUCACGUGACUCCUACUGGAUGUAUAUGCUUGUUUAUCAAAUUUAAAUCCAAAUAAGAAUGAAUUUGUGAUGCUAUAUGAAUUAUUUACAAUUAUUUUGGGUUUAUUCGUGCUUUUUAUUUGUCGAGUAAAGUUUCUUUUGUUAAAAACAUCAAAAAAAAAUGUUAACGUGGCGAAACAAUCUUGCAGAAUAAUGAUUAUCAUUGGUUCAGGUGGUCAUACAGCUGAGAUGAUGCGACUUGUUAAUAGUUUAUCAAAUAAAUAUUAUCCACGUGUGUAUGUGUUAGCUGAAAGUGAUAAACAAAGUUUAAACAAAAUUACUGAGUAUGAACAGAUAAAAUUCAACAAAGAGCCAAAUUUUGAACGAAUAUAUCGUAGCCGUGAAGUAAACCAAUCCUGGUUUUUAACAUUGUUCACAAGUCUAUUUGGCUGCUUCCAAGCUUUUUUUAUUCUUUUGAAGCAUAAACCAGAUCUGGUUUUGUGCAAUGGUCCUGGUACAUGUGUUCCUCUAUGUUUUGUUGCAUUUUUAUUAAAGGUUGUCUUCUUAAUUAACACAAAAAUUGUAUUUGUUGAGAGUAUAUGUCGUGUUAAAUCAUUAUCUCUAACUGCAAAGAUUUUAUAUUUAUUUGCCGAUCGGCUGCUUGUUCAAUGGUCUGAUCUCCUUUUAAAGUAUCCUAAAGCUGUUUACAUUGGAAAGCUUGUAUAGCGUUGAAUAAUAUAUAGCAUAAAAUCUA